This is a messenger RNA of Magallana angulata, 1796 nucleotides long. Its product is annotated as pyruvate dehydrogenase protein X component, mitochondrial-like. The record is from RefSeq and is a predicted model, not a curated record. Gene Ontology annotation, biological process: pyruvate decarboxylation to acetyl-CoA. Bases 12 to 1436 code for a protein of 474 amino acids. NCBI's taxonomy places the organism in Eukaryota, Metazoa, Mollusca, Bivalvia, Ostreida, Ostreidae. Gene Ontology annotation, cellular component: mitochondrion; pyruvate dehydrogenase complex. The transcript is spliced from 11 exons. Gene Ontology annotation, molecular function: acyltransferase activity.
UGUCACGGAAAAUGGCGUCUGCAUUCGGUCACUUUGGCCGCAGAUCAAUACAAUUUACGGGCUUUCGAAGAAUAUUGCAUUAUGAUCCGUGUAACGUUGUGCAGCGCUCUACUUCCGAGAUAAGGUCCUUUCAUUUGAACAGGAAUGUUGAUGCAUCCAUCCCAGUGGCCAUGCCGGCUCUUUCACCCACAAUGACUGAGGGAACAAUAGUUAAAUGGCACAAAAAGGAAGGUGACCCCAUUUCCCCUGGAGACAUGUUGUGUGAUAUCCAGACAGACAAAGCGGUUAUUACGUUUGACAUAGAAGAGGAGGGUAUACUGGCCAAAAUUCUGAAAGCAGAGAACUCCAAAAAUGUGAAAAUAGGCUCCAUGAUAGCUGUGAUGGUUGAGGAAGGCGAGGAUUGGCAGAAUGCUGAGAUACCAGAAUCAUCAGAGUCAUCAUCAGAAGCAUCUACGUCAAGUGAGCCAUCCAGUGCGCCGUCAGCUGGGGAACCAACAGCAAGGAUUAGGAUGAGUCCUGCAGCAAGAAAGAUGAUGGAGGAAUAUAACAUUUCUAGUCCUCAGACGGUCCCCGCCACUGGGCCCCACGGCAUGGUCAACAAGGGUGAUGUUCUGAAGUAUAUUCAGACACAGCAUCUAACAAAAAUUGAUUUAAGAAAAGCUGCUCAAGUCCCCCCCUCUCCCCAAAAGUCAACCCCCACAACACCUUCUACACCAACAAGUUCCCCAGUGACCAGGGUACCACCAUCCAUCACAGUAUCACCAGAGGGUGGCUACCAGGACAUAGAAACCACCAACAUGAGGCGGGUGAUAGCUAAACGUCUUACAGAGUCAAAGACAAUGAUUCCCCAUUCCUAUGUGUCUAUUGAAUGUAAGGUGGAUGCUGCUAUGAAAUUGAGAAAGAAGUUUAUUGCUUCUGGAACCAAAAUAUCAAUGAAUGAUAUCAUUGUGAAGGCAGCGGGUUACUCAUUGCAGCGUGUUCAGAAAGUGAACUCCCAUUGGUCAGGGGACAGCAUCCAGAUCCAGCCCACUGUGGACAUCUCGGUGGCUGUGGCAACAGAUAGUGGACUCAUUACCCCUAUUGUUAGGAAUGCUGCAGAAUUAAGCUUAUCACAGAUAUCUUCCACAACUAAGGCAUUAGCUGUGAAAGCCAGAGAUGGAAAGUUACAACCCCAAGAGUUUCAGGGAGGAUCAUUCACGAUCUCUAACCUAGGAAUGUUUGGUAUCGGAGAGUUCUCUGCCAUCAUCAACCCACCCCAGACGGCUGUCCUAGCGGUGGGGACCUCUGUGCUCAAGCCGUCUGCAGAGGGAAAACCCUGCUCUUAUCUCACCGUUAAAAUGUCGUAUGACAGUCGUGCAAUAGACGAAACAGAAGCUUCCCAAUUUCUGGAGAAAUUUCAGCAAGUGAUGGAAAACCCGUCAUUGUUGAUGGUUUGAGAAUGGAGGCUUUUAUUGAAUGACUGGGGCUGAUUUAUUAUUUAAGUUUAUAACAUAUUCAGUUAGUGCUUAAGUUGUUGUAAUGUAAUAUUGAGUACAUGUAUUUGCUUCCAUGAGAUCAUAACUUGAAAGUUUUAAGUUAAGUCUUUUCGUUAGAGUGAUGGAGGAAAUAUCUCAGUUGUUUGCUGUACUGAUCAUUGUUAUUUACUUGUAUAGGUCGCUGUUUUGUUACAUAUGAGAUAUAUUUGUAGGGAUGUAAUAUGAAAUAACAAAUUAAGUUAACAUUUAAUGACUUAUAGUAAGUGUUGGUUGAUACAUAAAAGAAAUGAGUAAUGUGAAUUAAAGGUUAAGAUUGUUUUA